This is a messenger RNA of Ornithodoros turicata, 3734 nucleotides long. RefSeq lists its product as uncharacterized. The coding region runs from base 1558 to 3099 and encodes 513 amino acids. The transcript has 10 exons. NCBI's taxonomy places the organism in Eukaryota, Metazoa, Arthropoda, Arachnida, Ixodida, Argasidae. The record is from RefSeq and is a predicted model, not a curated record.
CAGUAGUGUAAAGAGUGUAAAUCUCUUGCGAUGUUUAUUUUGCUGGAGCGGUUGAACCAAAAUUUUGAUAUUUGAAACUGCUAAAUGUCGUAUAUUUUAUAACAAAUUGCAAAGUACGCACUUUUUUUCUUUCUUCCGCAUUGCUUUGCCGCUAGCUGCCGCCGCCUUGUUUAGCGAGCUUGCAUCCUCGACAGACAAACGAAGACAAGACGGGUCCUCUAGCUGAUUCCGGAAUGAAUUUAUUUACGAACUAUUGUUUGUUUGAAAAUGCCCGAUGCAUGCAAAAUAGACUUACUUGUUGUGCUUGAUGUAGCGCCGUCAGAACGAUCACAAUUACCACAAUUACUAACUUCGCUUUGUCGUCUGCCAUAUUGGCAAGAGAUAUGACAAAGUUCGUCGCAAGCGGAUGGGAUAACUAGUCGCACCGUGGGAGAACGCUUUCAAUCGUCUUUUGGAACGGGUUGUUCCAGGUUUCACUCACGAGCCAGUCAGUUCAUUAAAAAUAGUACGCUGUGAAUGACACUGUGCAUAUCACAGUGGAAAGUGGAGCGCAAAAAAAAAAAAAAAAAAAAAACGAAACACGACGUGAUGAGACCUGCCAACUGAAAAGUUAAAAAACACAAACCGGAGACAUGUCAUGGUACGAGAAGAAGGAAUACUGUUCGAUUUGUACGCUUUAGAAGACACCUUCAACAUGCGAGCUAGUUCACUUCACCGAGCAAACAGGUGCCUAUGCCCCGACGAGUGAGAAGAACAACUGGUGGUGUCCUCAGACUGUACUUCAGCCAGGAAAACGGACACCUCGUGCUCACGUAAAUGAAGAGACACAGCUACAGAAACCAUUUGAUGUAACACGUGACAAAAGCAGACGACGCAUAUCGAGAGCAUCCCAGGAUUCCCUCUCUGGAAACGUCACCCGGACAGGGCCAAUCAGGGAGCGGCUGGUGACAACUGACCGAUACUGGACGCCGUCCGCCCUGUGAUCGGCUUGUGGAACGUUCUUUCUGGUUAGCGUCGGAGGUGUUUUUACAGCGUGUUCCACGCCACACAGUCGCGUCAGAACUCACACUGGUUGGUGCCAUCUGCUAUGAGCCAUUCAACGACAUUGCCAUCGUCGGCAUCCCAAGAGAAGUUUGGAAAGAGAGCUAAAGUUUGGCUGAAGCUUUGAAGUGGAUGACGGGUGGUGAGUUUCAUCGCCGGGGGCGAUACUUACCCCAUUGCUGGAGGGGAAGCGAGGAAUGAAGUAAUGGGCCCCGUUACAACGAGGAUCGAAGUCCUGAGGCGUCCAAAAAGAAUUGAAGGAGCAGACCAGUGGAAGAACUUAGAAGAGCAUGGGCGGACCAGCAUCCAAUAGAACUGGGGAAGGAGGGAGAGAGCACUGCGCAGCUGCGAAUGGGCGCUCCUGGGAGAGGGAGAGGAGACGGCACUGCAAGCACCGUAGACUCAAUCUGCUCUGGACCUCCGUCAGUUGCACUUCACUCUUCAAAGAGACAGGACGUGUGUCGAGCGAGCUCCCGAAGAAGUUUGUGUAAUGUAGUGAAGACGGUUUAAAUCGCUAUGAAUGACUUCAAGAUCGAGCCAGGGACCUCUAAGGACUCCAAAGAAGCGCGACGAGCACGACGUGCGGAGCAACAGCGUCUCAGAAGACAGCGACAACGUCAGUCGAACGACCCUACAGUUCAGCAGAAACGACAAGCUGAGCUGGAAAGCCGACGAAUGAAACGCAAAGCAGAGACUCCAGAAGAGCGAGCACGUCGCUUAGCGGCAGCAGCAGAGUUCCGAGCGAAGAAGUGGAAGAAUGACACUCCCAUGGAGCGAGCCCAACGGAAAGCUGCACAUGCCGCAGCAGCCCGAGCGAAGCGAGCGCACGAGACGGAAGAAGAGCGGGCGCGGCGGACGUCUGCAAAUGCCGAAGCGAUGCGAGCGAGGCGAGCGCGUGGGGCAGAACAAGGGCGGGCGCCUGCAAAAGCCGAAGUAGCACGAACAAAGCGAUCGACCGAGACGGAACAAGAGCGGACACGCCGUCUGAAUGCUCUUGCGGACACUGCUGAUGAGAGACACGAAGCGGAAAGCCCCGGGGAAGAGGAGCGACACCUUGCAGCAAUGGGUGCAGCCCUAGAAGCAAUACAUCAACGCAAAGCGCAAGAGUGUCGAAAGCAGCACGUCGGAGUAACGGACCACAUCAAGAGAGACUUUCUGGACAACCCCUUCGAAUAUGCAUGUUCUGUAUGUGAUCGACCGUGGCAGAACAAGGACCUUUCUGCAAUUACUGAAGCGAUGUGUGGUGUACUGGAAACAGACUUUCCGGAAGCUGAACUGCGUUCCCUCCAAGUGUGUGCGACUUGCCAGCUGUCUCUGAAUCAGCACAAGGUGCCCCUGUACUCAGCGACUAACGGAAGGAAAAAAGUCUACGCAGGAUUUUGUCAAGAACCUCUCACUGGCACCUCCUCUGUCUUAAACGAGAACCCAUGCGGACCCAGCUGGCCCUCUGACGAGCAGACUGCAAACAGUUUACUCUGCAUUAAGGAAGAAGCAAGAGAUACUUGUGUCUUUGGGUCAUCACAUUCCAGUCCCUCGGAUUCACAAUUCCAAGAAAUGCAGCUCUCCCCAGAGUUCAGCGGUCAGCUCGUGAGAGUAAAAUUGGAACCACCUGAUGUUCCGUGUCUACCAGAAGAGGGCCAGACACAGCAGCAGCACUGCAAGGAGUCUUCGUCAGGGGGCGAUGCUGAUGGAACAAUAGGUGGGAUGUGUAACAUUAAAGAAGAACCUCGAGAGGUCUCUUCAAAUGAAGAUCCAAUCAUAGAAGUCAAGACAGAGCCUUACAAUAUUGCAGUCUUGACAGAGCAGGAGCAGAUGGGACACAGCUGUGACUCAACAUUGGAAGGAGCAACACUUGGGAUGUGUCACAUUAAAGAAGAACCUCAAGAGGACUCUUCAAAUGAACAUCCAACCACGGUAGUGAAAACAGAGGCUUACAACAUUCCAAUCUUUAUAGAACAGGACCAGACGGAACACACCUCUGACUCAGCUUCGGAAGGUGAUACACGAUGGUCAAAGGGAUUCAUAUACCCAGGCUGUCACACGGACUCUCUUCAAUGAUAAUUGAAACCAAAGGCAAUUGAACACGUGUAGCAGUGGCACUGGUUGCAUAACCUAUGAGUAGGGCCUGACUUUUUAGGGUUAAACCCGUAUCCGCCCGAUAUUUACCCCCCGAACGAAAUCUGUAAAAUUCGGGUUUAACCCGAAUCUACCCGAAAACAUCCAGGUCGCGUGGCACACUCAUAAGCGUGCAUUAAAAUAAAGUUUGAUAACAUUGCUAAACAAUAGUUCCACGUUAAGACAUUUUUAUUAAACAAAAAAAAAAAUCACCCGAAUACACCCGAGUUCCUGACGACAGAAUAUGCCGUAACGGGAUUUAACCCGAAUACACCCGAAUUUUCAAAUGAAAAAUAUCACCCGAUAUUUACCCCCCGAAUUUGGCCAAAAAUAAAACCCGAAAAAGUCAGGCCCUACCUAUGAGGGUGAAUCGGAUUCAAUGCUCAUUGAGAAGUUGGCGCUUUACACGGUUGGUGGCGCUACGCACAUUUUCAACGGCCGUUGAUUUGAAUGACGUGUGAAGGCUGCCUGUGACAGAGGUUUGCUGUAAAAACCGGACUAUACGUCGAUCCCAUGUUAUAAGUCUGGGCCCCCAAUCUGAGGAGCCAAAGAAAUAAAACAAGGCAAAAAGGAUGUGA